Messenger RNA from Aspergillus terreus NIH2624, 921 nucleotides. Its product is annotated as putative mitochondrial carrier protein. The record is from RefSeq and is a predicted model, not a curated record. Gene Ontology annotation, biological process: transmembrane transport. Lineage: Eukaryota; Fungi; Ascomycota; Eurotiomycetes; Eurotiales; Aspergillaceae. The transcript is spliced from 4 exons. Gene Ontology annotation, molecular function: transmembrane transporter activity. Bases 1 to 921 code for a protein of 306 amino acids.
AUGUCUGCAGAUUUUUGGGCCGGUUACCUUAGUGGGGCCCUAGGAAUCAUCAUCGGGAACCCACUGGAUGUGGUCAAGGUUCGACUACAGGCGGGCUCUGCAGAAACAGCUGCAGUACCUGCGUCACAGCAAUUGAGUCGCUUCGACAAAGUAAGCUCUCUCGUGCGAGGCGCUGCGGCCCCAAUCCUUGGAUAUGGCGCCCUCAAUGCUCUUCUCUUUGUCGCCUACAAUCGAUCGUUGAUGUUCUUGGAUAGGUCAGUGACCGAUCCCACUGACCCUAGAGGCACAUCACUAUCCAAGAUAUGGCUCGCCGGAGCUGUAGGUGGGGUGGCCAGCUGGACUGUGUCGUCCCCGACUGAAUUCAUCAAAUGCCGCGCUCAGUUGGACACACGACCGGGCGUUUCGUCCUGGACCGUCGCCAAAGACAUCUGCCAAAGCCGUGGAUGGAGGGGUCUCUAUUACGGAGGAGCGGUAACCUGUGCCAGGGACUCUAUUGGCUAUGGGUUUUACUUCUGGUCUUACGAGUAUUGCAAACGUCUUGUGGGCUCGCCAGAUGACGACGCGCACAUGGUUGCGCUGAAGGUGCUGCUCUGUGGUGGCAUUGCUGGUGUCGCUACUUGGGCAUCCGUGUUCCCAUUGGACAUGAUCAAAACGAGGUUGCAGGCGCAGACAAUUGAUUUCCACGCCGAGCAACAGCCCUUACUACGAUCUCCAAGAAAGAAGACGCUCAACACCUUUGAGAUCGCUCGAGAAGCCUAUCGCACCGAAGGCGUUAAGGUCUUCCAUCGCGGCCUAGGAGUCUGCAGUCUGAGGGCAUUUAUAGUGAACGCGGUCCAGUGGGCGACAUACGAAUGGCUGAUGAAGUAUUUACAAACCCCCGAGUCGCAACCAGAAGCUUCACCGCAGGGUUUAAUAUCAUAG